Molecule: messenger RNA, 3085 nt
Organism: Dama dama (fallow deer)
Lineage: Eukaryota; Metazoa; Chordata; Mammalia; Artiodactyla; Cervidae
Gene: POLI
Product: DNA polymerase iota
Exons: 9
Coding region: 932-2839 (635 amino acids)
Biological process (GO): translesion synthesis
Molecular function (GO): damaged DNA binding; DNA-directed DNA polymerase activity
Source: RefSeq, a predicted model, not a curated record
AUUUUAUGCAUGUAGUAAGGAUUUACCUUUGAGUAAAAGCAUAAACAGAAGUUUUGGUCACUUGCUGCCACCCCCUGGUGUCUACUUUGAUUUUGAUAAAGCCCAAUUCAGCUCAGCCUAGUUUACUAAGGAACAGAGGAUGACUGAUGAGUACAUUUUGGUUUGCCAAGAUCUAGGGUCUUUAAAAUUUCCUGAAGCUGUCAAGGAGUUAGGAUUAGGGGACCUGAAUUUUCUUCAUUAGGCAUUUCUAAUUAGUAGCAUUGUAAGAAGAUGUUGUUUAAGUAAUGAUUAGUAAAGAGGGAUUGUAAAAUUAAGAUGCCAGCUUCCCUGUUGGCUCAGUGGUAAAGAAUCCACUGCCUGCCAAUGUGGGAGAAGUGGGUUUGAUCCUUGGGUCAGGAAGAUCCCUGGAGAAGGAAAUGGCUACCACUCCCAGUAUUCUUGCCUGGGAAAUCCCAUGGACAGAGGAAUCUGGUGGGCUAUAGUCUACAGGGUCCUGAAAGAGUUGGACAGGACUUAAUGACUAAACAACAACAAUAUUUGCUAAUAAAAUGAAAGACUGUUGUUUUCUUCUAGAAACUGUCAGCAUAAUAUCCCUUAUUUCCUGGUAAUCAUUCAUUACUGCAUUUUAAUUUGUUUAGUCGAUAAGUCAUAUCCAACUCUUUUGUGACUUCAUGGACUGUAGCUUGCCAGGCUCCUCUUUCCAUGGGAUUCAGUAGGCAAGAAGACUGGAUUGGGUUGCCUUCUUCAGGAGAUCUUCCCAGCCCAGAGAUGGAGCGCCAGUCUCCUGCCUUGCAGGUGGAUUCUUGACUGCUGAGCCACCAUUAGCAAAUAUAUGACUGCUUAACUUGGGCGGUGACUCAAUGGGGUUCAGCAGAAAUAUUUGGUGGUUACCUGCAACUAUGAAGCUAGGAAACUUGGAGUUAAGAAACUUAUGAGUGUCAGAGAUGCAAAAGAAAAGUGUCCACAGCUGGUACUAGUUAAUGGAGAAGACCUGACUCGUUACAGAGAGAUGUCAUACAAGGUUACAGAGUUGUUGGAAGAAUUUAGUCCAGUUGUUGAGAGACUUGGGUUUGAUGAAAACUUUGUGGAUCUAACAGAAAUGGUUGAGAAGAGACUAGAGCAGCUUCAAAGUGAUGAAUUCUCAGCACUGACUGUGUCGGGUCAUGUAUACAAUAAUCAACCUGUAAACCCACGUGACACGUCGCACAUCAGACUCCUUGUUGGAUCUCAGAUUGCGGCCGAGAUGCGGGAAGCCAUGUAUCAUCAGCUGGGUCUCACUGGCUGUGCUGGGGUGGCAUCUAAUAAAUUAUUGGCAAAAUUAGUUUCUGGCGUCUUUAAACCAAAUCAACAAACAGUCUUACUACCUGAAAGUUCUCAAGAUCUCAUUCAUAGUUUGAACCACAUAAAGGAAAUGCCUGGUAUUGGCUACAAAACGACCAAACGUCUGGAAGCACUGGGUAUCAGUAGCGUGCGUGAUCUUCAGACCUUUUCAUCCAAAAUAUUAGAAAAGGAAUUAGGAAUUUCAGUUGCUCAGCGGAUCCAGAAGCUCAGUUUUGGAGAGGAUGACUCUCCUGUGACUCCCUCAGGACCACCUCAGUCCUUUAGUGAGGAAGAUUCAUUUAAAAAAUGUUCAUCAGAAGUUGAAGUUAAAACUAAGAUUGAAGAACUACUUGCUAGUCUUUUGAACAGAGUCUGCCAAGAUGGAAGGAAGCCACAUACAGUAAGAUUAAUAAUCCGUCGGUAUUCAUCUGAGAAGCACUAUAACCGUGAGAGUCGUCAGUGCCCAAUUCCAUCCCACAUAAUUCAGAAGUUAGGGGCAGGAAAUUAUGAUGUGAUGACCCCAAUGGUUGAUAUCCUUAUGAAACUUUUUCGAAAUAUGGUGAAUGUGAAGAUGCCAUUUCAUCUUACCCUAUUAAGUGUGUGCUUCUGCAACCUUAAAUCCCUAAAUACUGCUAAGAAAGGGACUAUUGAUUAUUAUUUAACACCUUCAUUAUCAACAACUUCACAUGCUGGAAAGCGCAGUUUUAAAAUGAAAGACUGUCAUAUGGAGGAUUUUUCUAAAGACAAGGAAACAAAUCGGGAUUUUCUACCAACUGGAAGGAUUGAAAGUACAAGAACUGGGGAGUCUCCACCAGAUCCCACAAAUUCUUCUAAAGAAAAAGACAGUAAUGAAUUUCCCCUCUCCUCACUUCCUGAGGAUAUUGACCAAGAAGUCUUUAAGCAACUUCCUGUAGAUAUUCAAGAAGAAAUCCUUUCUGGAAAAUCUCGAGAAAAAGUUCAAGGAAAAGGAAGUUUGAGUUGUCCAUUACGUGCUUCUCGAGGAGUAUUGUCUUUCUUUUCUAUGAAACAAAAGCAGGAUCGUUCCUUAAACCCUAAAGAUCAUGCACCCAAAAGCACACAGGUCUCUGUAUCUCCCUGUGAGCCAGGGACAUCAGGCGGUCGCAGUUCCUCUUACGCGUCUAGCCAGAAGGAUUAUUCACAUUAUUUAGACAGCAGCUUAAAAGAUGAACGAAUGAGUCAAGGACCUAAAGAAUCUCAAGGAUUCCACUUUUCAAAUACAAACCCUGCUGUCUCUGUUUUCCAUUCAUUUCCAAAUUUGCAGAGUGAGCAACUUUUCUCCAAAAGCCGUACCACAGACAGCCAUAAGCAACCAGUGCCAACAGUCUCUCGUCAUGAAGAACUUAAAGAAAGUAGAGAGCAAGAGUCUCCCGAUGAGAAAACGACUUUUCCUUCUGACAUUGAUCCUGAAGUUUUCUAUGAACUGCCGGGAGAGGUACAAAAAGAGCUGUUGGCUGAUUGGAAGAGAACAGGGUCAGAUUUCCACACUGGACAUAAAUGAGCAUGCUCCACAAAAGGGAAAGACGGUUGUUCUCAGAUUAGCAGUUUAUUAAGCUCUUCUGAAUUAAACACUAAUACUUUCAAUAAUGUAGAAACAUAAUAUGAAAUGUUCCAGAUAAAGCAAACAUAGUUAUGGGAAAAAAUUCUGGCACAAAGCAUAAAAAUAUAACAGAAAUAAUGUAAAAUAUUACCUUCCUCUCAUUCCUAACGUGUUUUAUAUUGCUUUUCAAUAAAAAGAAUAUCAUGA